AUGACAAAGUUGAAUGUUGGCACAGCUUCAAUACAAGGACAGAUACUAGCAUGGCUUCAUGGUACGAGGUUCAACCAUCCAAAUGGCUUAAGCAAUGAAAAACUUGAGGGAAGGGGAACGGUUGACACCACUUUCUUCAUUGAAACUGAUUUACGUCCGGGAAAAAAAAUGAAGUUGCAUUUCAGUACUGCAAAUGGGGCGACUUUCUUACCUCAUCAAGUUGCAAAGUCUGUUCCCUUUUCAAGUGACAAGUUACCAGAAAUUUUAAAUCGUUUUUCGGUAAUCGACAAAUCUGAGGAAGCAAAGAUAAUAAAAAGCACAAUUGUGACGUGUGAGACCAAAUGCGUUGAUAGAGAAGGUUGUCUCUGUGCAACAUCUUUAGAAUCAUUAGUAGAUUUUAGUGUUUCAAAACUGGGAAAAAAUGUUCAAGUACUUUCAACCCAGGUGCCAAAAGAAACUGAGAAGCAAGAGUAUCGCAUUACAGGAGUGCAAAGGAUUAAUGCAAACAAAGGGGUUGUGUGUCACAAGCAAAACUAUGUGUAUGCUGUUUUCUAUUGCCAUGAAAUCCAUGAUGCAGGGACUUACAUGGUUCCAUUGGUGUCCUCUGAUGGGACCAAAGUCAAUGCAAUAGCUGCUUGCCAAACUGAUGCAUUUGUUGGAAAUGCUUUUAAUGUGCUCAAAGUUAAGCCAGGAACUCUCCCUAUAUGCCACUUCCUUGAUGGUGAUUCCCUUCUUUGGGUUCCAAAUUUGAUGUAUGAAGAAAGGAUCUAGACCAGGCUUCUUGUAUUUAUAGUUUGUGUUAAA
This is a messenger RNA of Quercus lobata, 804 nucleotides long. RefSeq names its product BURP domain-containing protein 6-like. Bases 1 to 771 code for a protein of 256 amino acids. The transcript has 2 exons. NCBI's taxonomy places the organism in Eukaryota, Viridiplantae, Streptophyta, Magnoliopsida, Fagales, Fagaceae. The record is from RefSeq and is a predicted model, not a curated record.